GGCUGAGGGCUGGCCCCAUAUCUCCGGAAUCGGGCCCUUUGUCCUCCAGUGGCCCCGAGGCAGCAGUGCAGAGUUCCCCAGCGAGGCUAGGUGAGCCGCCGGCCGGCCGGAGCGGAGAAGGGAGGGUGGGAGCGAGCGCAGAGCCGGCGCCGCGCACUGUGGGGGCCAAGAGCAGCCCGCGCGCCGAGAGAGGGACUCGCACUUGCAAUAUGACUUUGGAGGAAUUCUCGGCUGCAGAGCAGAAGACCGAAAGGAUGGACACGGUGGGCGAUGCCCUGGAGGAAGUGCUCAGCAAGGCUCGGAGUCAGCGCACCAUUACCGUCGGCGUGUACGAGGCUGCCAAGCUGCUCAACGUAGACCCCGAUAACGUGGUACUGUGCCUGCUGGCUGCGGACGAAGACGACGACCGGGACGUGGCUCUGCAGAUCCAUUUCACCCUCAUCCGUGCGUUCUGCUGCGAGAACGACAUCAACAUCCUGCGGGUCAGCAACCCGGGUCGGCUAGCUGAGCUGCUGCUACUGGAGAACGACGCGGGCCCGGCGGAGAGCGGGGGCGCUGCGCAGACCCCGGACCUGCACUGUGUGCUGGUGACGAACCCACAUUCAUCACAAUGGAAGGAUCCUGCCUUAAGUCAACUUAUUUGUUUUUGCCGGGAAAGUCGCUACAUGGAUCAGUGGGUGCCCGUGAUUAAUCUCCCCGAGCGGUGAUGGCAUCCGAAUGGAAAUAACUGAACCAAAUUGCACUGAAGUUUUGAAAUACCUUUGUAGUUACUCAAGCAGUCACUCCCCACGCUGAUGCAAGGAUUACAGAAACUGAUGUCAAGGGGCCGAGUUCAACUGCACUGCACGAGGGCUCGGAGAUGACUUUGCAGAGGGAGAGAGAGGUGAGCCUGAAGAAGGAAGCUGCGAGGAAAGAGAAAUCCAAGGCAAAAGGGACAAAAACUACAAAGAACUGUGCAAGAAAGAAAACUAAUUUAGGAUGGCCAGGUUACAUUCAAAUAAGCCAAAUAUUGCUUUGUUGAAACUUUAAAUGUGUAGCAGUAGUUUGGGUAUUUUUUUUUUUUUUUUUGGUCUUUAUGCCCUCAAAUAAAAGGAAAGUAAGAAAGGAUUAAUCAUAUUUUCAAGCCACAGUUUAAAUGUAUUUUGAUGAGAUGUUAAAUUCUCAGAAGUUUUAUUAUAAAUUGUACUAAGUUAUUUUAUGAUGUGAAAGGUUAUUUAUGAUAAAGUUUUUGAAGCACAUUAUCUAAAAUAAACUUGUAUGGAAUAA
Messenger RNA from Mus pahari (shrew mouse), 1266 nucleotides. RefSeq names its product growth arrest and DNA damage inducible alpha (gene Gadd45a). Gene Ontology annotation, cellular component: cytoplasm; nucleus. The record is from RefSeq and is a predicted model, not a curated record. The transcript has 4 exons. Gene Ontology annotation, biological process: regulation of cell cycle. Lineage: Eukaryota; Metazoa; Chordata; Mammalia; Rodentia; Muridae. Bases 210 to 707 code for a protein of 165 amino acids.